AACAUCAAAUCGGGUUGCAGCUUGGACCCGAACUCUUUACGUCGCUCCCUCCCAUUUCUUCGCGUCCCCGCCGUUGGUCAAUAUCUCCCUUCCCUCGGUUCUCCGGUCGCUACCCUUCUCCGGUUCAGCGCACCAGCUCACCUGGUGAAGUUCAUAAGCCUUAUUGUUCUUGCUCACUCGAGGUAGAACUUAUAUUGCAAUGGCUGAUGAGGAGAUUGUGGAUCCAAAGAAGUAUCUUGAAGAAUCCUGCAAGCCAAAGUGUGUGAAACCCUUACUUGAAUAUCAGGCGUGUAUAAAGAGGGUUCAGGGGGAUGACUCAGGGCACAAGCAUUGCACAGGGCAGUACUUUGACUACUGGUCAUGUAUUGAUAAAUGUGUUGCUCCAACUCUCUUUGCAAAGCUGAAAUGAUGCUUGCGAGCUGCAAAAUCAGUACCUUUUCUUUUCAAUUUUUUGGAAAUUGCGAACUGUACUUCAGUACUUUACUGGCUCGUCAUUUGCUCAAGUCCAGCAUGGCUGCAUUGUGCUGAUUGCUAAAACCUGAUGAAGCCAAAUACAUUUUUGCUAUAUUGAAGCGUGUUGCUCACCUUAUUUAUGGUUCCGUUAAUGAGAAAGCCAAAUAAAGAGACCAUCUGUCUUUUGUGGGCACG
Nymphaea colorata (pocket water lily) is the source of this 648-nucleotide messenger RNA. Its product is annotated as cytochrome b-c1 complex subunit 6-1, mitochondrial. The record is from RefSeq and is a predicted model, not a curated record. Gene Ontology annotation, biological process: mitochondrial electron transport, ubiquinol to cytochrome c. The transcript is spliced from 5 exons. NCBI's taxonomy places the organism in Eukaryota, Viridiplantae, Streptophyta, Magnoliopsida, Nymphaeales, Nymphaeaceae. Bases 200 to 409 code for a protein of 69 amino acids.